UGCCUAGUUCUCCAAGCCAGCGAGCAGCUUUCCGUUUCCAAAUCGCCGAGUGGUUAAUCUCUGGUGUAUUAUAAACAUAACCUGCUUAUCUGAGACAGUAUAGGGCCAUGAUCGCUUUAGGGGAGAUGAGUAAGACAGAGGAGCACCUUCAAAUGUCAAACUGGAACACAUUAACACUUUAAAGAGUGUCUAUAGUUUAAGCAUUUAAAGUCGUUUUCAGAAACUGGCCUAUUACCAGAAAAGUGGAAACACGUUGCCGAGAAUAAAACGGUUUCUCUGGUUUCAGCACUGGACAGCGAUCGUUUCGAAGGCAAGUUCCCUGCAGUCCACACAGAAGCGGAUUAUCAUCGAGCCAGACAUUCUCAUUAGCGGAUAACGAACAUGGCCUGUGUGCUGUUUCCUUGUUCUUCACAUUCAGUUCUAAGUUUAAGUCGGUUUCACAUCCCUCCUUUUUUGCAGCUGGAAGAAUGAAGGAGAAGAGAAGCAGAUUUAGGCGGUAGUUCUCUCUUGCACUUCCAACUGUUACUCUUUUGGGCAAGGAGGGAUCACUAAGGAGAAAGGAAAUGAUUAAGACCGGGUCACGCUCUACGUCCACUAUGCCACCUGAGCCAGUGGAGAUCAUCCGGAGCAAGGCGAGCUCACGCCGCGUGCGCCUGAACAUUGGUGGUCUCCUGCAUGAGGUGCUGUGGAGGACUCUAGAUCGGCUGCCACGCACACGCCUUGGCAAGCUGCGAGACUGCAACACACAUGACGCCAUCAUGGAGGUGUGUGACGACUACAGCCUGGAGGAGAAUGAAUACUUCUUUGACAGGCACCCAGGUGCAUUCACGUCUAUUUUGAACUUCUACCGCACGGGUAAGCUGCACAUGAUGGAGGAGAUGUGUGCACUCUCCUUCAGCCAGGAGCUUGACUUCUGGGGUAUUGAUGAAAUCUACUUGGAGUCAUGCUGCCAGGCACGUUACCACCAGAAGAAGGAGCAGAUGAAUGAAGAGCUGAAACGUGAAGCUGAGUCCAUGCGCGAACGUGAGGGUGAGGAGUUUGACAACACAUGUUGCACAGAGAAGCGCAAGAAACUUUGGGAUCUCUUAGAGAAACCCAGCUCUUCUCUAGCAGCAAAGGUUCUGGCCAUCAUCUCAAUCCUGUUUAUUGUUCUCUCAACCAUUGCUUUAUCUCUCAACACCCUCCCAGAGCUUCAGGAUAUAGACGAGUUUGGGCAAGCAACAGACAACCCUCAGUUAGCCCAUGUAGAAGCAGUCUGUAUCGCUUGGUUUACCAUGGAAUAUCUUCUUCGCUUCCUCUCCUCACCCAAUAAAUGGAAGUUUUUCAAAGGCCCAUUGAAUGUCAUUGAUCUGCUAGCCAUUCUUCCAUACUAUGUUACCAUCUUCCUGACUGAGUCCAACAAGAGUGUACUGCAGUUCCAGAAUGUACGUCGAGUGGUGCAGAUCUUUCGGAUUAUGCGAAUUUUAAGAAUCCUCAAACUGGCUCGCCACUCGACUGGGCUACAGUCACUCGGCUUCACAUUACGUCGCAGUUACAAUGAACUGGGUCUGCUAAUCCUCUUCUUAGCCAUGGGCAUCAUGAUAUUCUCUAGUUUGGUCUUCUUUGCAGAAAAAGAUGAAGAUGACACAAAAUUCAAGAGCAUCCCAGCUUCCUUCUGGUGGGCCACCAUUACCAUGACAACUGUGGGUUACGGAGAUAUUUACCCCAAGACUUUAUUAGGAAAGAUUGUUGGGGGACUUUGUUGCAUUGCAGGAGUGCUAGUCAUUGCCCUACCCAUUCCUAUAAUUGUAAACAACUUCUCUGAAUUCUAUAAGGAACAGAAAAGACAAGAGAAAGCCAUCAAAAGGCGUGAGGCUUUGGAACGAGCUAAGAGAAAUGGCAGUAUAGUAUCUAUGAAUAUAAAGGAUGCAUUUGUUCGAAACGCAGAACUAAUGGAUGUAGUAGUGAUGGAGAAGACAGAAGAAAACAUGGCAAAGACAGACAAAGUGCAGGACAACUGUCACAUGUCACCCACCCGCUGGAAAUGGACACCUAAGCACACUAUCUCAGAAACCAGUUCCAAUAAGUCUUUCACUGGGAAGGAGCAAGAAUCUCUAGUUAGAGCCACCAGCCCAAGCAGUCCACAACAUCUUAAUGUCCAGAGGCUGGAGGAGAUGUACAGCAAAAUGGCCAAGACCCAGUCCCAGCCCAACCUGAACAGUAAGGAACAAGGUAAUAUGUCAAAAUUGUCAAAGAGAAGAGAUGAAUUGGAAAUGAGAAGCAUUACUGUUAAUCAAACGCCCACCACAACAGAAGGCGUGAUGGAUAUGAGAAGCAUGUCAAGUAUUGACAGCUUCAUCAGUUGUGCUACAGACUUUCUGGAAAGCUCAAGAUUUUCACACAGUCCCAUCUCAAAUCAGCCUAGCCGAGUCAGUGUCAAUCCGGGACUCGAGACAACCCUUGAGUACGAGACUAUGAAGAAGCCUGUUGGUCCACUCAAGCCUGGACGAACAUUAUUCUCUGACAGUCCUCGUGGUCUUCGCAUCAGCAACCCUCUGAAAACAAGGUCUCUCAAGGUCAACUUCUUCUCAGGAGAAACCACAGGUCCUACUGCAGGUUCAGCUCAGGGGGGAGGCACUGCUGUGCUCUCAGAAAGUUCUGAUCGGUCCAUUAUGAGUCCAGAAGUAUCUGUCUAUACUACUGCCAGCAGCAAGACUCCACCCAAGACUCCUGAGACACUUGUACCAACAGUUUUCACAUUUCAUGAUGCAUCAAUCAGCAAGUACAUUGAUGCAGAUACAGAUGAUGAUGACCACCUUCAUGAUGGACAAGGUUCUAGUCCUUCUGAAUGUCUGUUAGGUAAUACAAGCCCCAAGCUCAGCAACAGUUCUUACCAAAGAGGCGCAAACCACCUUGAUUUGUCUCAGAGAAUGCUGGGCCAAAACAGUCUGUUCUCCUUGGAGGGACAUUCAAAGGGACAAGAGAAUCAUAUGAUUUCAGGAGACAGAGGACACUCUAAAACAAUAAGUGAAAAUAAUUAAAACAGGGAAUGUAGCCUAUAACAACUGGAAGUAUAGAAAGUUGAUUACUAUAAAUUAACUAGCAUUAUUCUAAAUCUACACAAACCGUAAGAAUGCUUUACAUGGACAGAAUAAAUACCGAGUAGAUGUGAUAGGAGAAACUUUUAGCAAACUGUUGGAAUUACAGAAACAUCCAGCCAAAAUGCAGUUCAAGGAUAUUGUUGAUCGACAUGGUUGAUGGUUGAAAUGAAAUCCAGCCCAAAUAGCCUCCAAACACAAAUUGUAGAAUUAGACAUUUACUAAAGCCAUUUAGUGCAAAGAGCCAUUUUUCUAAGUAUGAUUUUUUCCUCAAAACAGGCCUUAGUUUUAUGUACCAACAGUAAGAGCUGUAUGUGAUGUACCAGUACAUGUUGCAGGUAUGUGUAUUUAACCAAAAAAGGGUUUGCAUGUAUAAGAAUGAGCAAGAGAAACCAAAAUGAUAAAGGAAUAUGUUAACAACUGACAACAUGUAAAAGACAUACUGUCUUGUGUAAACACAUCCUUCGUUUUUCCCGUCAUUUUAACCCAAACUUUCAUAAACCUUCCUCUGAAGAGAUAUGCAAGCGGAGUGAUUUCAGAGGAUACAGGCACUGUGAUUUGCUGUCUUUGGUCAAAUCAUGUUACAACCCACUCUUGAGGAAGUAACGUGUUGUCUGUUUUACUUAUUCGAUUAUGCAUUCAGCUCAAUUUGUUUGUUUUACCUUUUUUUUUUUAAAUGAAUGUAUGAAUGUGAUUGUGGAAUUCCUCCUCAAAUGCUUAUAAAACACAAAUGCAUCGUCUACAGCAUUUGUUGAAGCCAUGCUCUUCAGUUGGUGGACUGAUAUUUAUCAACAUGGAGCACAAACCACUGUUUCCGAAACUGAUAGGACAGCACUGAAAACACUUUUUACAGCAUUUCGAAAUGACAAUAGAAAAUUUGAUGUUGCUGAUUGUAUAAAAGAACAAUGCUGGGAGUCACAUACUCUUCUAAAUGAUAGUUAGAUACUUCAGCAGUUGUGGAUUACAAUAGACUUUGGUGUGGGUGGGGUGAAGAAUUGUAAAUGUAUAUUUUUAAAAUACUUUCUAGUCGAUGGAAGUAGAGAAUGGAAUAAAUUAUGCGAAUCUCUUAGUUUUGCAUAGUAUAAAAUAUUUAUUUUAAAGGGAUUGUAUUUACUAAAUAAUUUAGCGAGAAAACCUCUUUGUAUUGUUUGCUACUGUCUCCUAUAUGUCUAUGUAUAUGUUGUGAAAUACUUCUGUCCUUUUGUUCACUUAUCCUUUGUAUGAUAAAUUAAGCCAAAGACAUGUACACUAAUGAGGCUGACACACACCAUCCCCACACUCUCUGGUAAUGUCUCUCUGGACAGGUCUAAAAUUCUGGCGCACCCUAAAGCAAUGGAACCUAUUUGUUUCAGACUCUGUAUUUUAGGGAGAUUUUUGAUACUGUUUACUAACUGCCACAAUUAAGAAACUAUUCAGCUGAGCAUAAUUCAUGAAAUAUUCACUGAACAGGACUAAAGAGCUUUAAAAGCUUGGAAUUAUAGCACAUUAACACAUCUUUCACAUCCGAUCUGCAGAAAAUACUGCCUUGCCUUAAAUCAUCAUGAAUUCUCAAAACUACAUAAGUUAGACUCAGUGUAUGUACCAAUAAUAGAGAAGAGUGUUUGCUACCUUAGAAGCCAUAAUACACAGAAAUGCACCAAUUUGUAAAUCAACAAUGCAAUGAGACACAAUGUAUACAGUUAUAAGCACACAAGCAACCACAAAACCAUCACCUUCAACACACACUAGGGAAAGACUCAUUUUGAGACUCUCUUAGUGUCCCUCCUGCCCCUGUGUCUGACAGAUUUAGGCCACAUCCAUUUCAUCUAAUUGAUUCAAGUCUUUUCUGCUCCCCAUCACAUGAAAAAUUUACUGCCAGUCAUAGUGAAUCCAUUAACAUAGGUGCUAAUUGCAAACCGUGUUAAUUUAUAGCCUGACCUCAGAGUGAUGCAUGACCAGUUGACUAUUUACUUGCUUUUUUUCAUGGUUUUGCUCAAGCAGUGUCUAUGUCAAAAAGUGGAAGGCAUUUGAUUGAGAAGUCAUUACGAAAACUCAAAACUCUACAUCUAAAAUUCUGUGCACGAGGCAGACGAAAAAUAAGUUUUUGAAAAGAAAUUGAGAACUCAUUUACAUGACACUGUUCAUUUUUUUUUUUUUUACAUUAAAAUAUGUGGAUGGUUUCUUGAUUUGUCUAUCUUUACCUGAAGACAGAGAGCCUAAAUAAAUCAUAAACAAGUACAGCAAGCAAUAAGAACAAACCAGGCUAGAGAUGUUUUGUGGUCAAACCACAGAGGUCUGACAACAUUAACAUCAAUUAACAUCUGCACCAAAACGGUCUGGCACUGAAAAGCUGUCUGGCCUAUUGAUGAAGUAAUGUUAGUAAGAGUCACAUUAAAUUCCACAUUUUUUUUAUCCCGAAUGAAUCACACACAUUACUGCUUUAUUCACGUAUUACUGUUUGCCCACAAAAUCAAUGUAAAAACUGGAAAUAAAGAUGUUUUGUUUAACCUAUUGUGCAGUGCAAAAAACACCCUUUACUCAAGGAGUAUGGUCCAAAUAUAAUAAUAGCCUGAAAGCCCAGUAAAUGAGUUAUAGGUUAUUGACAUUUUUUAUAUUGAAAAUGGAAGAAAGGAAGAAAGAAAACAAGAUCCAUCAGAAAUGGAUUAGAAUAGCUUUCAGUGCUAAAAGUGAUACACUGAAGUCAGAGUAAGAUUAUUCCAAAUAAUGGCAGGAUUAAAUGACUGCAAAUCAUUUGGGUUAAUGCAAAUUCAAAUGAUUAUAUUGUAGACUGCAUUCUGUGCUGAUUCAGCAGAGCUGCUUGCAGGAACAGAUUAGUAUGUAAAGAUUUGUCUUCUUCUUUUUCUUCCCACACACACACACAAGUGGAACUUCACUGAAAUAGUGCUCAUGAUGGCUUCCAUUUUGAUGACAUUUUGAUAAAUAUGUUUUAAUUUGGACCCAGCAUUUGUGCAAGUCUAAAAACAUUCUGUACCAUUUGAAAAGUUUAGGUUUAACCUUCUGGUCCUUCUUGUGGUCUGACACCAGCAUCAAGAUAAAUGUACAGUAUAUUAUUAAGUACAUUAUUAUAUUUAGUAAAUAAGGUUAUUUGUGAUUCAUCAUAAUUGGCAGAUCAUAAACAAAACAAACAAUUUAGCAGUAGUGCUUCCCUGCCAUAAAUAGACAAAAAGUAAC
This is a messenger RNA of Ictalurus furcatus (blue catfish), 6248 nucleotides long. RefSeq names its product potassium voltage-gated channel subfamily B member 1-like. Gene Ontology annotation, cellular component: voltage-gated potassium channel complex; membrane. Bases 564 to 3020 code for a protein of 818 amino acids. Gene Ontology annotation, molecular function: protein binding; delayed rectifier potassium channel activity. The record is from RefSeq and is a predicted model, not a curated record. Lineage: Eukaryota; Metazoa; Chordata; Actinopteri; Siluriformes; Ictaluridae. The transcript is spliced from 2 exons. Gene Ontology annotation, biological process: potassium ion transmembrane transport; protein homooligomerization.